AUGCAGUCCCGGGCCUACUCCAAGUUCCCCAAGGAACCAUCUAUCGGAAUUGAAUUCGAUCCCGGUGAAAGCGAUUUAACCAAUGACGAAGAUGGGGAACAAGAGGCAUUUAAGAAUUAUUUGACAAAGUGGGGGAAGAGGUUAAAGAGAGGUAAGAUAACUGCAGAUCGCUGGGACGCGGCGUUUGAGAAAUGGAGGAAAAUGCCUCAUGAAGCUCGAAUUCGUAUGGGAGCUGCGAAAUCAUCUGAGAAGUGA
Molecule: messenger RNA, 255 nt
Organism: Psilocybe cubensis
Lineage: Eukaryota; Fungi; Basidiomycota; Agaricomycetes; Agaricales; Agrocybaceae
Exons: 1
Coding region: 1-255 (84 amino acids)
Source: RefSeq, a predicted model, not a curated record